Molecule: messenger RNA, 1419 nt
Organism: Fonticula alba
Lineage: Eukaryota; Rotosphaerida; Fonticulaceae
Product: 2-oxoisovalerate dehydrogenase E1 component, beta subunit
Exons: 5
Coding region: 71-1258 (395 amino acids)
Biological process (GO): branched-chain amino acid catabolic process; response to nutrient
Molecular function (GO): catalytic activity
Source: RefSeq, a predicted model, not a curated record
CCCCUCCCCCUCUUCCUCCCCCUUCACACCCCCUACCCCCUGCCUCGGUCCCGCUGCCCGCCUGAACGCCAUGUCUCUGCUCAGCCGCGCCCAGGCCUUCGGCCUGUCCUCCGUCGCCCGGCUCGCCGCCGCGCGCUCUUUCUCCUCCGCCGCUGCCGCCAUCACCCCGAACCCCAGCAUCACCUCCUCCGGUGUCGUCAUCGCCGACUCCAACCUGCUGGUCAAGGAUGAGGCCGCCGUCUUCGACAACCCGGAGCUGGCCCACAUCGAGAACCGCGAGACCGUCCGCCUGAACCUCUUCCAGUCGGUCAACAACGCCCUGUCCACCGCCCUGGAGACCGACGAGUCGGCCAUCAUCUUCGGCGAGGACGUCCAGUUCGGCGGUGUCUUCCGCUGCACCAUCGACCUGGCUGACAAGUUCGGCAAGGACCGUGUCUUCAACACCCCCCUCUGUGAGCAGGGUAUCGCCGGCUUCGGUAUCGGUGCCGCCGCCAUGGGUGCCACCGCCAUCGCCGAGAUCCAGUUCGCCGAUUACAUCUUCCCCGCCUUCGACCAGCUCGUCAACGAGGCCGCCAAGUACCGCUACCGCUCCGGUGGCAUGUUCGACGUCGGUGGCCUGACCGUGCGCACCCCCUGCGGUGCCAUCGGCCACGGUGGCCACUACCACUCCCAGUCGCCGGAGGCCUUCUUCACCCACUGCGCCGGUAUCAAGGUUGUCAUGCCUCGCAGCCCCAUCCAGACCAAGGGUCUCCUGCUGGCUGCCAUCCGUGACAAGAACCCGGUUGUCUUCCUGGAGCCCAAGCUCCUGUACCGCGCGGCCGUCGAGCCGGUCCCGGUGGCCGACUACGAGCUCCCCCUCGGCAAGGCCGAGGUCCUGCGCAAGGGCAAGGAUGUCACCGUCGUCGGCUGGGGCUCCCAGAUGUACGUGCUCGAGGCGGCCGCCGACAUGGCCCGCGAGCAGCUCGGUGUCGAGGUCGAGCUCAUCGAUCUGCGCACCAUCUCCCCCUGGGACGUGGACACCAUCGAGGCGUCCGUCAACAAGACCGGCCGUCUGAUCGUCUCGCACGAGGCCCCGCUCACCAGCGGCUUCGCCGCCGAGAUCUCCUCCACCAUCCUGGAGCGCUGCUUCCUGCGCCUCGAGGCCCCGAUCCAGCGUGUCUGCGGCUGGGACACCCCCUUCCCGCUCAUCUUCGAGCCCUACUACGUCCCGGACAAGCUCCGCAACUUCGAGGCCAUCAAGAAGGUCAUGGACUUCUAAGCACGCGCGAACGUCAGCGCAGUUGCGCGCCCCGCCCCCCCUCCCCCCAUCUUCCCUUCUCUUUUCCCCCUUCGUUUUAUGCGUCGCGCCUCCUCCUUCACACCCCCCCCCCCGUGUACCAAUUACUACAUGCACACUCGCACAUACACACGUACAUGGUC